UCACUAUCGAACCCCAUUUCUUACAGAUAAAGGUGCCGGCAGCAUUUGCUCACUCAAGCAUUUUAAACAGAACUGCUUUCAUUGCUGUCUGCACUUGAUGAAAAAUACCAAAUCAGCUGAAACUGAGCAAGACAACUAUCAAAGCUACUCACUAGAUCAAAAUACAGACAAUGAAAAAACAUCUACAGUUACCACCUGUUUUAAUAAUCUGCAUCUUUUGUAUUUUUCCCUUUAUUACAGGGUUGUCGCAGCCUUACCAAGAUUAUCUUGGGGAUUUUGGCAUCUCAAAAAGAGUGAUCUCUGAUUUCAUCACAGACUGCUGCAAAUAUGGAUACAAUGCUAUUCAAGACACACAGGGCAGUAAUCAGGAAGUAUAUAAAAGAUUUUUAUUUCACUACUCUAAGGCUCGAGGCCCUGCAUACUCAAAUGCAGCUGGGUUUUCCCCUGUACAUCCAUUAAUGCGUCUUGCACCAAAGCUUUCAGAAAGAAGAAUGAAAAGAUACAGAGAUCCGGGAACACGGUUCAGGACUGCAGAACUUAGGAAAAAGGACACAUUGGGGACACACAGAAGACCAUUCUUUCUCUUUAGGCCUCGAAAUGGAAGGAAUGCUAAAAGAAGUGAGCAGUAAAGGAAAGGAAUUGCUCCCAAAAGACUUCAAUUCAUUUUUACAAAGCCUUAAGGAGCAGCACAUGUGAUAUUUCUGCAGAAUAUGCAAGUAGCAACCAACUUCCAUCUGAGGCAAGAUUUCUGGAUUGUAAUCUUAUGUUAUUUGCUUCAAAGACUUUUUCUACUCUUUGGAAAUAGUCUGCAGGUGAUAAAACUAUUACUUGAUGCGUUGCAAACCUCAUCCCCUUUCACUGAAAAAAAAUCUCAAGACCUCUGUGGGAAUGCCUGUAAAUUAUGUUACACAUCAGAAUAUUUCACACUUCUAGGUGGCAUUUCCUUGGCUAUGCUUCUGUAAAGUUAAUAAUUCAAAUGCAAACUUUAAAAGCAAAUGUGAAAGAAUGCAAGUCCUGUGUUUAUAUUUUCAUUUCAAAUGUCAGGAAAAUCAUUCACAGAAAGAUAUUUUGUAAUCCACAGUUCUGUGUCUCCUGUAAGGAGACUGACACAACUGUUUUCCUAACUUGUAAAAUGCAUAUUAAAUGUUUAGCUGUAAAAUACUUAACCGAGGAGUAAAUAAAACAUUCAGGAAGGAAUGAAGAACUGCUUGUUUUAUUGAAGCUAUGAUACACACUGAAAGUACUUAUUUUUGCUUAUUAGAAAAAUAACAACUUACACUAAACUGUUUCAGAUCUAUUUUGAGGAUGAUGUGUAUACUGACUAUUGAUUUGAGCAAGCUAUAACACCAGAGAGAAUUCCUU
This is a messenger RNA of Protopterus annectens (West African lungfish), 1362 nucleotides long. RefSeq names its product neuromedin S (gene NMS). The coding region runs from base 171 to 629 and encodes 152 amino acids. Lineage: Eukaryota; Metazoa; Chordata; Ceratodontiformes; Protopteridae. The transcript is spliced from 10 exons. The record is from RefSeq and is a predicted model, not a curated record.